Messenger RNA from Cetraspora pellucida, 963 nucleotides. The record is from the annotation of a GenBank genome assembly. NCBI's taxonomy places the organism in Eukaryota, Fungi, Glomeromycota, Glomeromycetes, Diversisporales, Gigasporaceae.
AUGAAUGUCAAUAAAGAAAAUCCUAAUAAAGAAAAUCCUAAUAAAGAAAAACAGGUUCAAAAUGUUGAUGACAAAGUUUUGGAUGAUCGUGCGUCCUCGUUUAGUAGUGAUUGUGUAGUAGUACAGAAAAGCGUCCAGGCUAAUUUUGAAGCCAAUUUUGGUCGUAUGUCGGUCGAUGUGUUAAGGUUCUUGUGUCACGAGUUGGGGAUUGCUGAAUCGGGUUCAAAACAGGAUCUGGUUAAUCGUUUGGUUAGCGAGAGUAAGAGAAGGGAAGUUUCUGGCGACACUUUUGCUGAGAAGAAUAAGGCUUUUGCUGGUGGUGAGGGUGCUUCCGCACCUAUGUUUGGCAGUGUUGGUUCUUCGCUUUUUGAGCCAGUGGCUGGUUCUACUAGUAGUACGGGUGAUGUUAGACCUGGGGAAAAGAGGUUUGUCUCGAAUACAUUAGGUAAUGAUCAAUAUCAACAAACCGCUUGGUUCCUGAAUAAAACUCUAGGUUCUUGUGAAAGACCUAGAGUGGCACAAGAACAAAGUUUCGCCAGAUAUGAGCCUCAAGAUAAGCAAGUGCAAACGUCGUUUUUUCAGGGAGUACAGCCUCUUUUGCCUACGUUGGUUCAGCCUCAACCAUUUGUACAACCGUUGUGGCAUCAGGCUCCUUUUCAGGCAAUGGGAUCUGGUCCUCAAGUAUCUCAAGAUAGCUUCUCUCGGAAUUUAGCACAUAGCCCACAGAUACAACUUAGUUACGGCAAGGUUCAGCAAUCAGCUAGUAAUUCAGGUGCUAAUGGUAGAAUCGGGUUAAGAGGUUUACCGGAUCCAACCAGGAACAGUGCGGUUCAAUUUUUAGUCAAUAGUGUAAAGAAAUGGGUAGCACGUGAUGCAGAAACGGUUUGGCCUAGAUACCCUUUAUCAGUGGAGGCAAUAAAGCAUUAUUUUCUUUUUCCUCCAGAAGAAAAUAUGGAUAAAUAA